ACGGUUGAGUGGUAGUGACGUGGUGUUGCACGCGGGUUACGUUCGAACCCAUCGAGACCCAACAGAUGAAAUUAACCAUUUAAUUUCUCCAUCUUAACGUUGUUUUGAUCGCGGCUUGAUGCAAUGAAUGAAUAUCCGAGUGGUACUUCUAUACUAUCUAUUAAGUUGGCUAUCUAGUUAAUUAGAUGAUUUGAAUCAAAUAUCAUAGAAAUAGUGGUUUUUAUGGAGAAAUAGAAGAAGUUACGGCACUGAAACCGUUAAGCAUGAUUCUAGCCGAUGAUUGUGAGCUUGAUAUGUACGUUUUGUUAUAAGUGAAGAUGUGCUAAAACGUGGAGUCUUGUGAUACUUCGAGUUGUAUGUUGCGUGUAAUUGUGAAUCAAUCUCAUUAGCACUCGACAGAAGGUCAGAAACGUGAAUUUUUUUAGACUCGACUUUCCCCUAAGGAUACUUUCCCGGACCUGAACACGAAACACUGGUCACUCAUCAAGAUCUCACCAUGUCUCGAAUACAUUGCUGCCGGUCUGCAAUAAUGAUUCUGUUGCUUUUAGUUUUUGCCUCGAUAUCGAAUGCUUGGCGACCUUGCCAAGAACUAAGUCCAGCCUUAAGAUUUCCUUGCAAGUGUAAUGUAGAACCAUUCGGGCCAAAUGGGCAACUUGGUGCUGUUGCAAUGGAUUGCGAUCAGGUCGUUUUUCAUGGUGAGGCUCCGCAACUUCCAGUUGGUGCUCCAAUCAUUUCUUAUUCGCAACGAUUUAGCGGCCAACAAGUCUUGCCCGCUCAGGCAUUUGGGGCAUUAGAUCUUCCAAUUAAAAAGCUGGACUUCUCCAACAAUUCUGUCCGUCGUCUUUCAGAGAAGAGCUUCGUCGGCUUAGAGGAAACUCUGAACGAACUGCGAUUAGCCAACAACCUACUUGGCGAUAGUCUAAAUCCCAUCUUUUCGUCGGCAGAAUUUCAUCCGCUAAUCAAUCUACGACUACUCGAUUUAUCAGGAAACAAGAUUAAAUCCAUUGAGGAAGGUUUAUUAAAAGGUUGCUCGAAAUUGGAGGAAUUUUAUUUAGACAACAACAGCCUAUCCGAAGUGCCAUCGAACUCAAUUAACGGGCCAGAUACAUUGAAAGUUUUAUCGCUUCAACGAAAUAACAUAGCGCAAUUAAAGUUUGAAUCGUUCGCCGCUCAACCAUAUUUGGAGAAAAUCAAUUUGGCACAUAAUCAAAUCAAAACAAUCGAAGGCGGAACAUUUGGUGGAUUGGACUCAAUUAAAGAAAUCAAUUUAAAUGGGAACCGCAUCUCGAAAAUGAACAGUGAUGUUUUUGAAGGGGUCAAUAGUCUGGAAGUGUUGGACUUAUCGCAGAAUUUUAUUUCCCUGUUUCCAGUUGUUGCGCUCGAAACAAUCGAAUCAUUGAAAUCGUUGAAUUUAUCAUCAAAUAUGAUCCAGAAAUUGGAUUCAUCACACCUGCAAGUUAUCAAAGACAUCGAAGUUCUGGAUCUUAGCCGAAAUGGAAUAACUACUGUGCCACCAGGAACGUUCCGUGACCUUAAAUCAUUGAAAUAUCUUGAUCUCAGCUUGAACUCACUACGAACGAUUGAAGACGACGCACUUGAAGGACUCGAUAGCCUCCAAACUUUAAUUAUCAGAGAUAACAAUAUCCUCCUCGUCCCUGGAAGUGCUCUUGGUCGCCUUCCAAGGCUUUCUAAUCUCUAUUUGGACUACAAUCGUGUUGCAGCUCUAUCAUCGGACAUUUUAGGAUCUAUCCAACCUGACGACAUCAAGUUGUUAUCCUUGUCAAGAAAUGUUAUACGCGAACUGCCACCAGGAAGUUUUCAAUUGUUUAAGAAUCUCGAAAGUUUAGAUUUAUCCGGAAACUCGUUAGCUCUUGUGACUGCUGAUAUCUUCAUGGGUUUAGAAACAUCCUUACAAGAACUCAAGUUAUCACAUAAUAAAAUAACAGGACUAGGAAAUGUUCCUCUGUCCUUAGGAGAACUGAAAAGUUUGGAUCUCAGCGGAAAUAAUAUUGCUGAUAUUCCGAGAAAUGCAUUCGCUGGAUUGGAAAAUCUGAUAUCCUUGAAUCUAAGCGAAAAUUACCAUAUCUCUCCGUUGCCAUCGAACAUUUUAACUUCUCUCACGAAACUUCAGAUUAUUGACUUGAGUAAAUGCAGUAUCAAACAUAUAUCGGGAGAAUUGUUCGCUGGUCUGGAAGAUCUUGAGACUGUAAUACUCAGCAAUAAUCAUAUUCAGGAACUUCAUGAUGGAACUUUUGCAGAUCUUCCGAAAAUUAAAGCCAUUGACCUUUCCUACAAUCGAAUUUCCUCAAUUCGUUCCUCUACUUUUGUGAAUGUAAUGAGUAUCAGAAAACUAUCGCUGAAAGGUAAUCAGUUGAAUGCAUUCAAGGGAGAAUUUUUCAACACCGGAACUGGUUUGGAAGAACUGGAUAUAUCAGAGAAUGAACUAAGCUACCUGUUCCCAUCAUCUUUCAGAAUUCAUCCACGUUUGAGGAAAUUGAUAGCAUCCAAGAAUAAAUUCAGUUUCUUCCCAUCUGAACUUAUAACAUCCCUUCAGUAUCUUGAGUUUAUUGAUUUAUCUUACAACCAGUUGAAGAGUAUUGAUGAGUUAGAUUUCGCACGUCUACCAAGGUUGAGAACGCUUAAAGUUUCAAAUAACCAAUUGGAAUCAUUGAGCGAAAUGGCCUUCCACAACUCCACGCAACUGCAAAUCAUCGACUUGGGUUUAAAUAAGUUGGACCGAAUAGGAGAGCGAACCUUUGAAGGACUGAUAAGGCUUGAAUGCUUAAAUCUUGAAGGAAACAUGCUUACAGAACUUCCAGACACUCUAUUCGAACGAAACAAACUGCAAAUGUUAGAAAAUAUAAAUUUGUCCAACAAUAGUUUCGAGUAUGCCCCGCUUAAAUCUUUGCAGCGUCAAUACUUCUUCGUAUCCUCAGUGGAUUUGAGUCACAACCGAAUUAAAUUGAUCCCAUCCGAUGAUAGCAUCAUGGUUAACAUUAAAAAUCUGGACUUGUCUUAUAAUCCACUUAGUGAAGACUCAAUUAGAAAUAUUUUAAGUGAACCGAAAACGGUAAGAGAUCUGAAUCUUGCUGGUACUGGGCUUAAAGCUCUUGCUUCCCUGGAAACUCCAUUCCUUCAGAAUCUGAACUUAUCACACAAUCACCUAACUGAAAUCUCUGAUGAUGUAUUCCAACGUUCAACACUUUUAGAAAGUUUAGAUCUCUCAAACAAUAUGCUUUCUGAUCUUGAACAUCUUGCUAAAUCGUGGGCUAGACUACCAAUGUUACAAGUUUUGGAUCUUUCCAAUAAUUCAUUUGAAAUGAUUUCUCAAGGCGAUUUCGAUCAUUUAGAUAUGCUUCAAGAACUGAACAUUGUUGAUCUUGAAAAAUGUACCAAAAUUGAGAAAAAUGCCUUCCAAAUGCUUCCCAAUCUUGCCAGACUCAGUGCAUACAAUUACCCACUUUUGGGCUAUUUGGAUAUUAAAGGCAUACUCGAAGCUAUCCCUGGAAUAGAAAAGAUCGAUUUGGAAGUCAAAGACGCUGCAAUUGGCACUGAUCAAAUUCAGCCUGCAAAACAUCCAAGACUUAAGGAAAUAGGCUUAAGAGGCGACCGCUUGAGAAGCAUUUCCUCUGGUACUCUUGCUGGACUCAAGAGUAGCGACUUAACCAUAAGGCUGAAAAAUACAUCACUUUCUUCACUGCCGCCAGCACUUUUGUUCCCAGUUCCACGUUCCUCGAAUCUCAAUCUAGACAUUACUGGGUCUAAAGUAACAGUCUUGUCACCGCAAUUCCUUACGGCCCUCGAAGAUCGGCGAAAUAGUCUCAAACUCAAGGGGCUUAGCAGUAAUCCAAUCCAUUGUGACUGUAACGCUCGUGCCUUACGUCGCUGGCUUCCAAAUUCUCAUAUGACUGAAAUAGUGUGUCAAUCACCUGAUUUUCUGAAGGGGAAACUUUUGAUUGAAGUUGGUGAUGAUGAACUUACUUGCGAUCCUAGAAAAAUGACAACAUCUACCCUUCGUUCAACGAGCUACAAUCACCAGCAGACAUCAAAAAUUCUUACUCGACCAACUACUCUUGAGCCAGUGAUCAUUUGGAGCCUUGAACCAACCCAGCAACCUGCUAAGAUUAAAACCAAGCCACCACAAAUCAAACAAGCUGCCCUGAACAAUGACGACACCUUGAUCAUUGGAAUAGUUGGAGGGGUUGUUGCGUUUAUCGCAAUUUUGAUUAUCAUCAUUUGCAUCGUUCGCUUGAAGAUGAGUAGCUCUCAAUAUCAAAAUGCACCAAUGAUGGGAAUGCCUCCACUCCAAAUGGGACCAGGAAGUAUACCGGUCAAUUACAAGGGAGGAUCUCAACCUACUCUCUAUGCUCUCCCUCCAUAUGCUCAGAAUUAUGCCACACUUCCGCAUAAGAACAUUCACCAUUCACAACAAAAUUUGACUCAACCCAGGCCGGCGUAUUCCACUAUGGGGCGGCUAUCUUAUUAUCAACAGCAAACACCUUCACAACAUUCAAAUAGUCAACCGUACGUUAUCUACGCAGACGAGAAAGCUUAUAGAUAACCAAAUCCCACCAAACUUCGUUAAUUCGAGAUAUCAUCAAUUUUACGGAAGUAAAUUUGAUGAUUCGAAAACGCUUAAACAGUCAGUCGCGUAACAUUUACGCUGUAAGUUAGCUUUUAUGUUUUUUAGAUUUUUUUCGAGUAAUUUUUCUAUUUUAUUUUAUUUUAAAUGUACUUUAAAAGUGUUUUCUCGUCUCUGUAUAUAUAAACGACUAAUAACGAACAACAAAAACAUAAUUUUACUAAGAACUAGAGAAUACCCCAAUAACAAAUAGUAGCUAAUUUGUAUCUAAGUUAAAGAGAAUUUACAAAUCGAAACGAGAGGAAUAUUUUCAGUAGUUUAAAUGAUUUUAUAAUGAAAAGACAUAUUGAAAAUAAAUAAAAAUAUAUUUAAGGUAAA
Molecule: messenger RNA, 4960 nt
Organism: Hermetia illucens (black soldier fly)
Lineage: Eukaryota; Metazoa; Arthropoda; Insecta; Diptera; Stratiomyidae
Product: chaoptin
Exons: 9
Coding region: 497-4561 (1354 amino acids)
Molecular function (GO): protein binding
Source: RefSeq, a predicted model, not a curated record